AUGAGAGAAAGUCAUUUCUCCUUCAUUGCUUUCCCUCUGAGCUUUUUCGAGUCUACCGUUACUUCUCAUCUUGAUAUUUCAGCAAUUUCCAACUCUGCAGCUGUGCCAUUGUCUUCCAUUAUCCUCACAAAAAUGAGCAUUUCACUGCUUUCAUGGCUCUUCUUUUAUUCAUAUAUUGCAACUUUCUUUAUCAUCACUGCAGUUUUGGUUUCUGGUCAAUGUCAAAUCCAUCAGCAAGACAUGCUGCUCGGAUUGAGGAAAAGCCUGAGUUCUUCAUUGUCUGCAAAGAUGGUAAAAUGGGACCAAAGCAAGGAUUGCUGUUCUUGGGAUGGUAUAACCUGUGAUCAAAGUGGUCGGGUUAUCAUACUCGACUUGAGCAACCAAUUAAUUUCCGGAACAAUUGAUAAUUCGAGUAGUCUUUUCAAUCUUCAGCAUCUUCGGCACCUUAAUUUGGCUUUUAACACACUCAACUUCAGUUUUCCUUGUAGGUUUGACAAGUUCUCAAAUUUGAGCUAUCUUAAUUUGUCAAAUGCUGGAUUUACAGGGCAAGUUCCGGCUGAGAUUUCACGCUUGAUUACUCUAGAUUUAUCUGUAAAUUUAUUUCUUAGAGAUGGACGACCCUUGAAACUUGAGAAGCCAAACCUGAAUAUGCUUGUUGAAAAUCUCACAAGGCUAAGAUCUCUCCAUCUUGAUGGGGUCAAAAUUUCAGCAAGAGGAAAUGAGUGGUGUAAAUGGUUAUCCUCACUGACCAAUUUGGAAGAGUUGAGCAUGUCCAACUGUAACCUUUCUGGACCAAUUGAAGAUUCCCUUCAAAAGUUGAAGAACCUCUCAAUUAUUCACUUGGAUAGGAACAAUUUAUCUGCUGUGGUUCCAGCAUUCCUUGCUCAUCUUCCAAAUUUGACGUCAUUGCGGCUCAUUUCUUGCGGUUUGCAUGGACAAUUUCCAAGAGAGAUACUCCAGGUAAGGAUGCUACAGUCUCUUGAUGUACUUGACAAUGAGAAACUUCAAGGUUCUUUGCCUGAAUUCCAUCAUAAUGGGUCUCUUCAGAACCUAGUUCUUAGCGGAACAAAGUUUUCUGGGUCAUUACCACAGUCAAUAGACAAGCUUGUGAACUUGACUAGAUUAGACCUUUCGCAUUACAAUUUCAGCGGAGCAAUUCCGAGUUCAGUCUCCAACCUGCAACAACUUGUUUACUUGGACUUGUCAUUCAAUAACUUUACCGGUCAAAUCCCAUGUUUUGAUUUGUCCAAAAAUCUUGCCCAUGUAUAUCUCUCUUAUAAUAAACCGAGUGGCAAGAUCGAGUCAUUUAAGUGGGAAGACCUUCCAAACCUUACUCAUAUUGAUUUAAUCCACAAUUCACUUAAUGGGAAUAUUCCUUCCUCUCUUGUGUCACUCCCUUCACUGAAGAAGAUUUGGCUUUCCAACAAUCAAUUUGAUGGUGCGGUUACUGGUGUUCCAAAAGUGAGAGAAUCCUUAUUUGAUACUCUUGAUCUCAGUUACAACCAAUUGCAAGGGCCGAUACCUGUGUAUGUUUUUGAACUCCGUAGACUUAGCGUUCUGGUGCUUUCUUCCAACAAUUUCAGUGGCACCAUACGGCCAGGAGACGACAUUCGGAAGCUUGUGAAUCUCAUAUAUCUUGACCUUUCACACAACAACCUGUCUGUCAUUGCAACUGGGAGUUAUUCGGUCUUGUCAUCCUUUCCCAAGAUUAUUACACUAAAGCUGGCGUCCUGCAAACUGAAUGUGUUCCCUGAUCUAAAGAACCAAUCAAGAUUAGCCUAUCUGGAUCUUUCACAAAACCAAAUUUCAGGUGAAGUACCCAAUUGGAUUUGGAGUGUCAGUGAUGACCUCCUGCAUCUGAACCUUUCAUUUAAUCAGCUUGAGGGUCUACAGAAACCUUAUCAAAUAGUGCCCAAUCUUUCAGUCAUUGACCUUCGUUUUAACAGACUCACUGGUCAUAUCCCAACUCUGCCUCUAUCUGCAACCUAUCUGGAUUUUUCAAGCAAUAAUUUUACUUCUUCUUUACCAAGUAACAUUGAUGACUACCUCUCCUACACUAUUUUCUUUUCUGUCUCAAGCAAUGGCCUUACAGGUGCCAUUCCUAAAUCAAUAUGUGAGGCUGUUAAUCUGCGAGUUCUUGACUUGUCCAACAAUAGUCUGAGUCGUGCCAUACCAUAA
This is a messenger RNA of Gossypium arboreum, 2178 nucleotides long. Its product is annotated as receptor-like protein 7. The record is from RefSeq and is a predicted model, not a curated record. The coding region runs from base 1 to 2178 and encodes 725 amino acids. The transcript has a single exon. Gene Ontology annotation, molecular function: protein binding. Lineage: Eukaryota; Viridiplantae; Streptophyta; Magnoliopsida; Malvales; Malvaceae.